AAAUUGAAGAAUUUGUCUAUGUAUGGCAGGAUCUCCGACAUCCGUGAUGUGGAUGAGGACACGCUGCAUCCUGCUGGUGUCAUUGCCACGCCCUCAUCGUAUGCUUCUUGCCAUUCUACCAUCAUUCUCUGUGGCAGAAAACCAUGGGCGUUAGAAAAUUAACGACCUUUGACGCUGUCAUCUGCGCUCUGGCGAAACUUGUAGAUCGUCAAGAUGUGCUGGAGGAAGCAUAUCGUUUGAAGCGUCUGGUGCGGUGGCUCGCACAGGAAUAUGAGAUAGGCUUUGCUGAAGACACCGACUCUAUGGCGGUCCUUCAAGAAGCGGAAAGGCGUUCUAGGUCAUUAGGGGAGCGUUCAGUUGGUUAUCGCAUCCCUAGUGUUGCCUCCCUUCGAGAAGCGUUCAACAAAAUCGAUGCAGAGUUGAAAAGGCUUGGUCCGCAUGGAUCCCACUCCUUGACCCAAGGUGUCCGGUACGGCGUUGGCCUGUACCGAUUUUGGGCUGUCCUCAUCGGCAUCGAUGCGUACCCGGACUAUCUCUUGCGUGGUUGCGUAUCAGACGCUUUAUUAAUGAAGCGCUUCUUAACCGACGACCUUGGCGUGCCAGAAAACCGUAUCCAGUGUCUACUUGGCUCCAAAUAUACAAACUCUGACGAUCCCAAGUCUACACCUUCCCACGCUAAUAUUGUAGAUAUGCUCUACAGUCUCGCUAACAACCCCGAAAUUGAGCGAGGCGAUAGUAUUAUCGUCUACUUCGCUGGGGUAGGCGGCCACUACCGCUGCUUAGAGCAUCCUGACACAGGGAAAUGCCCCAGCAGUUUCUGCCCUACCGAAGUUCUGUUCCCCAUCGAUCACGGUACCCAGGACGCCAGCGGACAACGGAUAUCCGGCAUUAGCGACCGAGAGCUCAACAGUCUUUUUGCACUGAUAUGUCGUGCCAAGGGGCCUAAGAUCACAUUCAUUGUAGACUCCGACUACAGCGGUGGCGUAAGCAGACGCCAGCAACAAGAAAUACCCAGCAUAUCUAAAGCUUCCCUCAAGAGCAUGUUACACGCUGCGGAUGAAAGAUGGAAAUAUUUCUCUGGCUAUCGAUCAGUAUUGUCAAAGGAUUGGCGGCCAGAUAUGUAUUCUUGUGUAAUUCUGGCAGCAGGUUUUUCUUACGAGGUGAAGGGAACAAAGGGAUGCCGCGGGGUCUUUACCGAGACACUCCUUCGUGUUUUGAGGUCGACUGACUGGAAGAAGGAAAUGACGUAUGCUGAUCUCGUCAAUCUUAUGAGUCGGUCACUUUCGUCGACCUCGCAGCAAAUUGCAUCACUUCCAUUUUCAUUUCUGCUCGUUUCCGGGAGACGAAUGAAUAAACGCCUUUGGUAUUAAGGUGAUUACCAUACGCUGUGGUAGUCGUAAUCAUGUAUAACAGUAGCUUGGUUUGAAUAUGUCCUAUUAUCAAUAUAUCUGGAGACAAUCAGCGGCUCGUCGAGCAUUUCCGGCCCGUGAGGCGUAUUCUCGAUUGGAUUAUCCUCCAGCAAAAUACCGCACCUCAUAGCUUCCACUCCGCCAUACGAGAAAAAGCCCACCUUAGAGAAGUUAUCUAGUUACGCAUACUCCGGUUCUAGGAGGGGAUGGGCACGGGCCGUUCUCAUCCGUCUGUGGCUGUUUUGAAAGUUCUUUAUAAGAACAGAGAGCGCAGCCUAGAGAACCAGAUCUUCAGCAAGAUUCCUGAGGAAAUUGA
Molecule: messenger RNA, 1725 nt
Organism: Desarmillaria tabescens
Lineage: Eukaryota; Fungi; Basidiomycota; Agaricomycetes; Agaricales; Physalacriaceae
Exons: 5
Coding region: 144-1370 (408 amino acids)
Biological process (GO): proteolysis
Molecular function (GO): cysteine-type endopeptidase activity
Source: RefSeq, a predicted model, not a curated record